Messenger RNA from Spea bombifrons (plains spadefoot toad), 10879 nucleotides. RefSeq names its product protein tyrosine phosphatase receptor type Q (gene PTPRQ). The coding region runs from base 6 to 10496 and encodes 3496 amino acids. Gene Ontology annotation, molecular function: protein binding; protein tyrosine phosphatase activity. The transcript has 64 exons. Lineage: Eukaryota; Metazoa; Chordata; Amphibia; Anura; Pelobatidae. Gene Ontology annotation, biological process: protein dephosphorylation. The record is from RefSeq and is a predicted model, not a curated record.
CAAAAAUGCUUAUAUUAUCAUAUAUUUCCAUGGUGGACAAUUUAAUUUUCCAUCUGCUACUUUUGAAGAGUAUUUUUCAGAUUGUACAGAAUUUAGAAUGUGAUGAACGGGGCACAGAAAGGACAACGAUUCAUGUUGAGUGGGACACAUUUCCUGAAGGGCAAAGUCCUGACUAUUAUUUUGUGACAUUUGAAAGCAAUCACGAUGGAAAUAAACAGAAUUCAUUGAAAAAAACACCUAGUCAUCAGGUUUAUAAUUCUUCUAUACUAUUGGAUGUCUCUGAUGAAAGGCAUGUUUACAAUCUUACAAUUAAGUCAAUGAAAGAUGGCAACAUCUUAGCUGUCAAAUCUCUGAUAACAAAUACAAUCAAUCUCUCUGAUAUUACCACGCUCAUAACAAGCACAUCUGUGUCUUUUAACUGGAACAUGCUACGUGGUGAUUUUUAUGUGACUAUAAUAUUAAAUAAGGCCACACAUUCAAUGUCACUGAAUGAUGAAUUUUAUGAAUGGGAUAAUUUGAUUCCUGGAAACAUGUACAAUUUUGUUUUUUUCUUCAAGCAACGUUUGGGCAAUAUAAAUGUCUCCCAAAGUAUCGAUGUUCCAGUUGAAACAGGGCUCUGUUCUGAUGGCUGGUUGUCAUUUAAGAACAGUUGUUAUAGAAUUGUUGUUGACAGUAAGGAUUGGGAAAAUGCUGGACGCAGCUGUGAGAUGUUAUAUACAGGAGCCCAUCUUGUAAACAUACAUAGUGGCGAGGAGCAUCACUUCUUAUCGUCCUAUCUUCGUAAUAUAAAUGAAAUAAUAUUACUGUGGAGUGGGCUGGCUGACAGAAGGGUUGAAGGAGAGCUUUUGUGGACAGAUGGAUCAUUUUAUAAUCUAGACAAGGCUGAAGUGCACUUGUUAUCAACAUUAUCACAAAAUGAAACUGACUGCUAUGCUUUACAACAAAAUGCCACCGGACCAAAUUAUUUUUAUACUGCAUUUUUUUGCCAAAUGGACUUGCCAUACAUUUGUGAAUAUGAGUUACCACUAAUUUCAGAAAAUGUUACGUUUGCCCUGGAAGAUACAACAGAAACGGAAGUUAUCUUGAAGUGGAAUAAUGCCCCUAACUGGUCUAAGUUAGGUUAUUACCCUCUCAUUAAAUAUUUUUCCAGUGGGACAGAUCCACAAUUUGAAAAUGUGUCUCCAAAUAUGACUGAAAAAUCAAUCCACAGUCUAUUUCCAGGCCACAAAUACAGUUUUAUUUUUUGUAUGAAGAAUAAACUUGGGACACAGCUUAAUCUAAGUCCAGUUCUUUCGAAAAAAACACGUCCUUCACCUCCUAUAAACCUGCGUGCUAACUCUAUAUCAUCAACAAGCAUAGUUUUAGAAUGGGAGCCACCAGGAGAUCCAUUUGGUAAAUCUUUUUGUGGAUACCUAUUGACACUUUGGGAUGUUGAAGAGAACACAUUUGUAACUUUCCUAGAGCCUCAGAAUAUUACUUCUUUAACAAUUACAAAUGUGAAACCCUAUCAUGAAUACAAUAUUGUGUUGCAAACUAUGACUGAGGGCGGAAAACUGAGUUUUGGGAAAACCCUCUCUCCAUUAAUAACAGGAGUUAGUCCUCCUCAAGGUAUGUGGAUCGACCCUGCAGAAGUGGAAGUAGAUUAUUUGAUUCUCCACUGGGAACCUCUACCACAAGCUGACCAGUUCUGCAUUCAAGUAAAAGCUCUCAAGGAUCCUGCAGAAACUGUUGUAUAUUUUUCAAAUAAUACAAAAAAGAUGAAAAUUGGCUCACUAGAGCCUGGAAUGACUUAUGAAAUAGGAAUGUCUGCAGUGCAAAAUGGGAAUAUGAGUGAAAUGAAAACCAUUCAGCAGACUCUAAGACCUAGGCCCGUAACUUUAGUGAUUCCGUUUGAACUGAAUACACAUACAGUAGUCUUGUUUGUUCAAAUGCCUGAUUUAGGUGUAUAUGAUGGUGUGAAGAUUAUAUGCAGAAGUGAUGUUAACAGAAGCAUGUCAUUUCCACUGAAGGCUGAUGGUAAAUACACAAUUGAUAAAUUGAUCCCAGGCACGGAUUAUGAAUUCAGCAUUCACACACAAAGUAAAAACAUGCUGAGCAUUCCAUAUGAAUUAUCUGCAGUCAAAACCUGUCUUGCCAGCCCAUCUCAUGUGCAUGAAGGUAUGGUAACGGAAACCUCCAUACAGAUAGUUUGGGAAAGAGCUGAAGGAAAUUUCCAACAAUAUGAAAUUAUAUGUAAAAACUGCUCUAGCACAUAUAUGGUGCAAAAAGUAGCCCAAGAGGAAGCAGUGUUUCUGCAGUUAAUGCCUGGCACGGUUUACUCUUUUUCUGUGCGUACAGAAAAGGAACAAUUCAAAGACAGCCACCCUGUUACAAUACACAUUCAGACAGUUCCAAGUCCAGUGGAAUACAUGAAUUGCACAAAAGAUUCUGGGUCAAUAACUGUCAGAUGGUCACUAGCGUUUGGACAGAUUGACAGCUACAUUAUUUUCUUGGAAUCUGAGAAUAUCAAUCGAACUGUAGUAUUACCUCCCACAGAAAGAAUGUACAGAUUUAAUGAACUUUCGCCUGGAGUGGAACAUUUAAUCAAUAUUGUGACCACUUAUGGACCCAAGAAGAGUUCACCUACUGUAGUAAAUGUCUCCACAGAUCCUGAGCCACCAUCAGAGUUACAAGUUUUUGCACAAGAGGAGCGCUCAGUAUAUGUGUCUUGGAAGCUUCCACGGGGAAGGUACCAUCAUUUCCAGUUGACCUACCAAGCAAUCAAUGACAAAGCCACCCACAGGCUAGUGAUCACUGGUAAUGAAUCAGUAGUGAAAAACCUCUCUCCUGGAACAGUCUACAGAUUUCAAGUUAGGACACUCAGAGGGACAGACGCAAGUUCCCCUAUUGAGAAAGUAAUUACUACAAGGCCUCCUGGAAUUUGUGGUCUUAAUGUGAAGGCCAAGAACACCUCUUCAGCAACUUUAGAGUGGAAUCCAGUUACAAGCCAUUUUACGCGUUAUAGAAUCGUGCUUUCAAACCAUACGUUGGUCAGAGAGUACAAUGUUACUGAUGCCGCAACAGAGUACACCGUGUCGCAUUUAACCCCUGGCGGUAUUUAUAAUGUCACAGUUCAGCGGAUUAAAGAGGAUACUGAGGGGGCUCUUGCAUCAGUUCUGCUUGUAGUAGAACCUGAAAAACCAUUAGAAGUUCGAGCCUUCAAUAUAUCAUCAGAGUCCUUUUCAUUGUGCUGGGAGAAACCAUACGGACUGGUUGAAAGAUAUCGAGUGGAUCUUUUUCCUCCGCAUGGCUUUGUUACCGUCAGAGAUCUUGGAGGUGGGGAGUAUCAGGCAGAUGUAUCCAGCACUGCUCCUGGUACAACGUACGCCGUAACUAUUUCUUCUGUGUCAUCUUCAGCACUGAGCUCACCUGUUAGCAAGUCGGUGAUCACCAAUGAAACCAUUCCAGGACCACCUUUGUUCCUAGCUGGAGAAAGAGUUGGCUCUGCAGGAAUACUCCUGUCCUGGAAUAUACCUCGAAAUCCAAAUGGAAAACUUCUGGCCUACUAUGUUAUUUACAGAGAAGUUUGCCCAUGGGUACAGUCGUCUUACACAAGCGUAACAACGACACCUGACAGCCUAGAAGUUCUUUUGACAAGUCUGACCCCUGGAACUACAUAUGAAAUAAAGGUGGCUGCAGAAAACAGUGCUGGCAUUGGGGCAUAUAGUGAACCAUUCCUAUUCCAGACUGCAGAGAGCGCUCCAGGAAAGGUUGUGAACCUGACCGUAGAAGCAUUAAAUUCUUCGGCUGUAAAUCUAACCUGGUUUCUGCCUCGGCAACCACACGGAAAGAUAACGAGCUUCAAGAUCAGUGUUAAGCAUGCAAGGAGUGGGAGUGUAGUAAAGGAUACAACAGUGAAAGUGGAAGAUAUUUUGAAUGGGGCUUUGCCUGAAUGUAACGAUGAAACUGAAUCUUUUUUAUGGAGCACCACAAGCCCUCCAUCAACUCGUGGGCAGCUUACGACCACGGCUUCAUAUGUAUCAAGAGCUGCUCUGUCUAGAACAUUUAACUCCAUAUGGAAUGAGCCAAUCACUUUUAUAGUGGGUCAGCUCAGACCGUAUACUACAUACCUGUUUGAAGUAUCAGCUGUUACCAGCGAGCCUGGAUACAUUGAUAGCACAAUUGUCCGGACACCAGAGUCAGUCCCAGAAGAUCCCCCACAGAAUCUAAUGAAAGGCAACAUCACAGCAAGAUCUUUCUCUGUCACUUGGGAUGCACCAACCAUUGUCACGGGAAAGUUUAGUUACAGAGUUGAGCUAUAUGGGCCAACUGGCCGUAUUUUGGAUAACAGCACAAAAGAUCUCCGGUUUAUCUUCACUAACCUUACCCCAUUCACGACCUACGAUGCAUUCAUCAGUGGGGAAACAAGUGCAGGUGUUGGGCCAAGAGCGAACAUAUCUGUUUUCACUCCAGCAGAAGUACCCAGUGCAGUGUCUGACUUAAAUGCAAAAGAAGUUGAAGCCAGUUUUAUAACAAUUGAUUGGCGAAGACCACAGCAACCAAAUGGCAUCAUUACCCAAUAUCGAGUAAAGGUGUUGGUCAAAGACACAGGAAUGGUCACGGAGAACACCAUUCUCACGGGAAAAAAUAAGGAUUCAAAUAGCAUGGAGCAUCUGGGUUCAACCACAGUUAACGAAGUUAUGAGAUCACAAUACUUUGGCCAAGGACAAGGAGGAAUAACUGGGGUUUAUGAAGGAUCAGGAGACAUCUUUUCCACAAUGCCAUCCAUGUCCUCUGUGACAUUUUAUACUGGUACUAAUGGUAACAUAGAUUUCGAGAACAUACGCUAUGGCAUUGAUAUUGAGGCUGAACAGCUGACUUAUAUGGUUGAGAAACUGACGCCGUACACAGAGUAUAUGAUUAGCGUGUCUGCUUUUACCACUGUAGGAGAAGGACCACCAACAGACAUUGUACUUAGGACCAGUGAACAAGUUCCCAGCUCAGUGCAGAAUAUAAGAUAUCAGAAUAUUAGCUCGACAUCUGUUAUGGUCUACUGGGAUCCCCCUUUAGAGCCAAAUGGAAUGAUAACUCAUUAUACAGUUUAUGCCAUGGAGUUACAUACAAGUAAAGCAUUCCGUCUGAGUACCAGCAACAACAGCAUCCUCAUUACAGGUUUAAAAAUGUACACUGACUACAAAAUGCGCGUUACAGCAUCUACAACAGCAGGAGAGAGUUCUUUGUCGGAAGUAAAUGAUAUUUUUGUGAGAACUCUUGAAGACGUACCGGGAUCACCACCGCAGAAUUUAGUUUUAAUUGGAGUUAAUGCCACCGGAAUUACUUUGGAGUGGUCAUCUCCUUCAGAACCCAAUGGAAUUAUUACACAGUAUGAAAUCAUUUGCACUAAUUCAACAACCUUAUUUGUUCAGAACACCACAUCAACCUCAUACACCUUAAUUGACUUGAACCCUUACACACUCUACAAUAUAUCAGUUCGGGCCUACACUAGAUUUGGGCAUGGAAACCAAACUACAUCUGUGCUGUCUGUAAGAACAUCUGAAACAGCUCCCAGCAGCCCACCGUACAAUUUGCUCUACAGAAAUAUUUCUUCAACAAGGGUGAUGAUUACUUGGCUACCGCCACUUUAUGCAAACGGAAUUAUACUUUUUUAUAAAAUAAAUUAUUGGAAUUCCACGCACUCUCUGACAAGCAUUAGUAAUGAUUCUUUGAUUAUUUUAUCCGGCCUGAAGAAAUAUUCACAGUAUCAGGUGGUUGUAUCAGGCCACACUAUACAUGGAGAUGGAAAUCAAACCAGUGACAUUCUGUACAUGACCACUAUGGAAGAUGUUCCUGAUGAUGCACCUCAUAACCUGUCCUACCGAACUCUAAACUCUACUUCCAUACAGCUGUUUUUCUAUCCACCUUCCUCUCCCAAUGGGAUCAUUACUUAUUACUCAAUAACAUGUUUAGGAGCAGAUGGCAGAGCUUUGCAUUUCAAUAGUAGUAGCUGCUCUGUGAUUGUUAGUGGCCUCAAAAAAUAUGGCGAUUAUGCUGUCGCGGUUAGAGCAAGUACAUCCAUGGGAACUGGAAUGGAGACAAGUAGCCCGCUUUUUGUAAGAACUGAUGAAGAUGUACCCGAUAGUUCACCAGAAAACAUAACCUAUAGAAAUAUAUCAUCGACAGAAAUAGUAGUGUCAUUUUCUCCACCCCUUAUGCCAAAUGGCAUCAUAAGGUAUUAUACAAUAUACAUUGCAUGGCUGAAUGGAACAAUGGAGAGAACCCUAAACACCACUAAUCUUUCAGCGAAUGUAACUGGUUUGAAGAUGUAUACCAGGUAUAUCCUUAGAUUGUCUGCUAGUACAAUCAAAGGGGAAGGCAUUCUCAGUGUACCAUACUACAUUCUAACAGAAGAAGAUGUUCCAUCAUCUCCCCCACUUUCACUUUAUGUAAAACAGUUAUCCAGUAGGGUUGUGAAGUUGUCAUGGAAACCACCUCUUGAGCCAAAUGGGAUUAUACUUUUCUACACUGUCUUCAUUUGGAAUGACGAAUCUAAUAAAACUAUCCGUGCAGUAGACACAGUGGUAGAGUUGAUGGACCUGGAAAACAAUAAGGAAUAUAAUACAUAUAUUACAACAAGUACAAGAUUUGGAGAUGGCAAUGUAAAAAGUAAUACUCUUAAAUUCAGGACUUCUGAAGGAGCCCCCAGUGAUCCACCAAAAAAUGUGUCAUACAGAAACAUAACAUCUACGUCAAUAAUGGUCUUUUGGAUUCCCCCAACCAAACCAAAUGGAGUUAUACAGUAUUACUCCGUCUACUACAAGAAUGUCACUGACACUUACAUGAAGAAUGUAACAGAUGAUGACAUAAGCAGUGUUGUUUAUAACAGCGCUUUGUCUGCUAUUAUUGAUGGUCUGUCCAAAUAUAGUCAAUAUAAUUUGUGGAUGACUGCGAGUACUGCAUAUGGUGAUGGAAAUCAGUCAAGUGAGGUGAUCUUCGUUAACACGGAACAGGAUGUCCCUGAAACCCCACCCAUCAUCAAUUACUUCAAAAACAUAACAUCUACCAGUGUUCUAUUAUCCUGGGAUCAACCAGUGCAACCCAAUGGUAUUAUAACUGGUUACAACUUACAGAUUUAUGGACCACAGGGAAACUACUCUGUAGCUACGUCAAACACCUCCACCAUCUUGAAGGACCUAAUGCCGUUUACACGUUUUUUCAUGUAUCUUGCUGCAAGAACUGUUAAAGGAACUGGUCCUUCUAGCCAGCUUGCUUUCCAUACAGAUGAAGCAGAACCAUCAACCCCUCCUCAGAACCUGACCUUUAUCAAUGCAAGUGAAAAUGCUGCAUGGUUGAAGUGGAGUCCAAGUCUGAAACCCAAUGGUUUUGUGCUUGUUUACAGUUUUAAAGUUGUUGAAAACAGCAGCCAAUCAACAUUCUUUCAGAACAUAUCAGGUGAGCACACCCAAGCAAGUCUUACUGCCCUGGAACCUUUUAAAACAUAUCUUGCCAGUAUAUCAGCUUUCACUAGAGUCGGUAACGGAAACCAAUUCAGCAAUACAGUUAGCUUCACAACAAAGGAAUCAGCUCCAGACUCUGUCCAGCAUGUGCACUGUGUUGCAACAAGUUGGCAGUCAGUUUUAGUCCAGUGGGAUCCACCGUUACGGCCAAACGGAUUGAUAACACAUUACAUAUUAACUUUCCAAAGCAUCACUACCCGGGUCUCAUCAACUGACAAUGCCUACACAUUCAGAGAUCUGUUGUCGAAUUCAACUUACCAUUUUACGGUCAAAGCUGCAAAUUCUGCUGGUGAAGGCAUUGAACAAGUAUGCAAUGCCACUACAAAGUCUGAAGAAGUUCCUGGUGCACCAAGGGAUAUCACACUCACUAUAGUUCAGUCUACAAGUAUAACUUUGCAAUGGAAUAGACCAGACAAUACAAAUGGCUAUUUAAGAAGCUACAGAAUAACAACGCAACUGCUACGUAUUGAAUGCAAUGACUGGGAUAAUGAGGAAUGUAUCCAUAAUGAUCAGAACUUCUAUUCGUAUGAUGACGGUUACACCAUUGAGAAGACCAUUUAUGGCUUGAAAAAAUUCAGAAGGUAUAGAUUUAAAGUUAGCGCCAGUACAAGUGCGGGAUAUGGUGCUUCCUCACCUUGGAUUCAGAUACAAACAUUAUCUGGUCCUGUAGAUGGACCUCCAGAAAAUGUUACAGUAAUAGCUGUAUCCCACGAAAGCCUUAAUAUCAGCUGGAAUUCGCCUUCAGUCAUCACUGGACCAACAUCAUUCAUAAUUAAUGUCUCAUCGGUCUAUAGUGAAGAAUAUACAAAUGUGUUUAUAAAGGGGAGUAAUGAAAGUCAAAACAUUGUGGUGUCCGAGCUCAAACCAUUCACCAUGUAUUCUGUAGUAGUGACUGCCUUCACUGGAGACUUACAGUUGGCUCUCAUUGAGGGACAGUCAAGCAGUGCAGUCUUUGCUACCACUCUUGAAGCAGUGCCCAAUGAUCCACCAAAAAAUGUAACUAUUCAGAAGAUUCCAAAUGAAGUUACGAAGGUCCAGAUGACUUUUAUUCCUCCAGCGGAGCCAAACGGGAAGAUUCAAGUCUUCCAAGCGGUUGUCUCCAAAGAAAAUGACCCUAGUUUUUCUCAGAUCCAUAAUCUAAGCAUCGUUGAAAGUACCAACGAUUCUGUCACAACACUGAUAGAAGGGCUUAAAGGUGGACACACAUAUAAUAUAAAGGUAUAUGCAGUGAAUGGCGCUGGAGCAGGACCAAACGUACAGAUGAAAAUCACAACAGACAUUAAAGCACCUCCAAAACCUAUAAAGAAACCUGUGCCUAUGUAUGAUACAAGUGGCAGUGUAAUAGCUACCUCAACCACAGUGACCAUCAAGAUGCCAGUAUGCUACUUCAGCGAGGAAAAUGGCCCAAUCAAAAACAUUCAGAUACUUGUUUCAGAAAUAGGAGCUCAGCAUGAUGGGAAUAUCACAAAGUGGCAUGAAGCGUAUUUCAAAAAACCUAAGCCCUAUUUUACAAGUGAAGGUUUUCCAAACCCUCCGUGCCUAGAUGGCAGACAGCGAUUUUUCAGCAAAGAAGAAAUAUAUGUCAUUGGGGCUGACAACACAUGCAUCCUGCAAGACAAUGAAGACAAAUUCUGCAACGGGCCCUUAAAGCCAAGAAAGCAGUACUUGUUUAAAUUCAGAGCAACAAAUAUAAAAGGCCAGUACACAGAUUCGGAAUAUUCGGAAACAGUCAAAACAUUGGCUGAGGGGCUAUCAGAAAGAGCUGUGGAAAUAAUCCUGUCCGUUACCCUGUGUGUGCUUUCUGUUAUUCUGCUUGUGGCAGCCAUCUAUGCCUUUGCAAGAAUUAGACAGAAGCAGAAAGAAGGAGGUACCUACUCUCCACGGGAUGCUGAGAUAAUCGACACUAAAUUCAAGUUGGAUCAGUUGAUCACAGUGGCAGACUUGGAGCUGAAGGAUGAGAGAUUAACGCGAUAUUCUUCAUUUUUCUUUAGACGAAAGGACAUAUAUGUCAUCCAGUUACUUAGUUAUAGAAAAUCUCUCAAGCCCGUAAGCAAGAAGGGUUUUCUCCAGCAUGUUGAAGAGCUUUGCACAAAUAACAACCUAAAGUUUCAAGAAGAAUUUUCGGAGCUUCCAAGGUUUCUUGAAGAUCUUGCUAUUUCAGACGCUGAUUUGCCAUGGAACAGACCAAAGAAUCGCUUCACAAACAUAAAACCGUAUAACAAUAACAGGGUGAAACUCAUUGCGGACGCUGGUGUGCCAGGCUCGGAUUACAUCAAUGCAAGCUAUGUGUCUGGCUACAUUUGUCCAAAUGAGUUUAUUGCUACGCAAGGACCACUUGCUGGAACUGUGGGUGAUUUUUGGAGAAUGGUUUGGGAAACCAGAGCAAAGACAAUUGUCAUGCUGACACAGUGCUUUGAGAAAAGCAGGGUGAGAUGCCACCAAUACUGGCCAGAAGACAAUAAACCAGUCACUGUUUUUGGAGACAUUGUGAUAACAAAAGUAGUUGAAGAUGUUCAGAUUGACUGGACUACUCGCGACUUAAAAGUGGAAAGGCAUGGAGACUUUAUGAUGGUCCGUCAAUGUAACUUCACUUCUUGGCCAGAGCACGGUGUACCAGAAAACACAACUUCUUUAAUUCAUUUUGUAAAGAUGGUUCGAGCGAACCGGCCUCAUGAAAACACACCAGCUAUUGUACACUGCAGCGCGGGGGUUGGAAGAACAGGAGUUUUCAUUGCAUUGGAUCAUUUGGUCCAGCACAUUAACCACCAUGACUUUGUAGACAUUUAUGGGCUCAUAGCAGAGCUAAGAAGUGAAAGAAUGUGCAUGGUGCAAAAUCUGGCACAAUAUAUAUUUUUGCAUCAAUGUGUUGCUGACUUACUAGCCAGCAAAGGCAGCAAUCAGCCUGCAAUAUGUUUCUUAAAUUAUUCUGCUCUUCAGAAAAUGGACUCUUUGGAUGCCAUGGAGGGAGAUGUAGAGCUUGAGUGGGAAGAAACAACAAUGUAACACCUUAUGGGAAUUUUUAACUGACAUUGUCUUCACCGUGUUGCUGGAGCCAAAGAGUUCCCAUCCAUGGACAAGAGUUGCAGAGAAACUAAAUAAGUCAAACGUUUCACUAUUGCUGUGCCUUAAACUAUUGAUGGUAAUAAAUGUAUGUGCACUCGGUAAAAAGAACAUUAAUACUUCCUUUGCACUGCUACAGUCGGAGAAGCAUAAUGUACUUAAAGGUGACACAUUAUAUUUUGUUUUACUUUUUAUCUUCAAAGAGAUAAAACAGAGCCAAAUCUAAUGUAAAGUAUUACUGUCCUCUGUGUGGAUAUUUCAGUUUGGCUUUUAUCAUAAUUUUGUUUUGUUUUGAAUUAAAAAAGAAAAAAAAAUAUAUCACCUUC